UGCCGUUAAGUGAACUCCUUCGAAUUGGAAUAAUUGGUCAAUAUUCAUAUUAGAAGUUGGAAACCCAGUUAAUCGCGCUGAAAUGGGAAGUGCAGUAAAUGAAUUGAGUGAUUUUAGCAAUACAGAAUUGGUGAAAUGCGGGGAAAUAGUUACGUCUUCAAAGCUAAAUAAUUUUUUGUUCAGAUGCGCUCAGUGCAACGAAAUGUUUUCUCAAAUGGCUAUUUUUACACGGCAUCUUCAAUGGGAACAUCAAGGGAACGUAUUACCCAACAGUUUACAAAAGCUACAAGUAAUAAGCACUUACACCAUGGAGGAGCUGCUGAGUAAUGAAAAUAGCGCUAUGGACACCGGCAAUAAUGAGUUAAGUCUGGAAGAUAACGGGUUGAUUACGGAUGAGGAUGAUGAUACAGGAAUAGAUAGUGAUGUGGAAUUAGAAAACGAGAUAAAAGAACUACUGACUAGUAUUGCUACUACUACCUCGUUAAACGGAUAUGAAACGGAAUAUUCUGAAAAUGAUUCUGGCGUUGAAAGCAGAAAUAAUACAAAUGAAAAUCCAAAUGAACUUUAUCUGAGAGUUACAAACAAUACCAAAAAGAAUCAGGUAGCCAGUGUUGAUGUAGAGUUAGAGAAAACUUGGAAGAAUCUACAAGAUAAUAUAAACACCAAACAAUCCGAAACUGGAAUAAGAAGUGAUGAAACGGAAAAUAAAUCUGAAUUUGAUAUCAUCAAAGAUAACAGCAAUGAAAAUCAUAAUUCAUGUCUUGGAUAUGACAAAAAUGCAUGUGACUCAACGAAUGACUGUAAACACGUAAACUAUGGUAAAUUAAAAAUUAAGAAAACUAAAGUAGCAGAUGAUAAUCAAAGCAGUGACUGUAAGCAACGUCAUAAUUUGAAAAUUUUUGUUAAAAAUCAAACGAAAAGUAAUCUGAAAAUAGAAGAAAAAGCCACUUUGAAGAGUCACCUUAAAAUAAAAGACAGUUGCAUAAAUAAACAAUUUGUAUUCAAAUGCGAGGAUAUAAAGAGCAACCAUUAUGGCACUGCGCUGAACGCGGAUAUAGAAACUGUUAAACUGGCAUUGAAGUUGAAUGAUUUAAACGACUUAGAAUGUACUCGAGACCAUUCUUCAGGAGAACCACACGACCAGCGGGAUAUUUUACCAGGUAGAGAUAUUAGAAAUUGCCCAAUUGGGGUUAGUGACGUAGCGAUGUAUGAUGCAGAAACUUACACAACACUUGAUCAAUGUGAGCCUUACGUAAUAGCAGAGGUCGACGUUGAGUUGGCAGAAAUAAAAUUUUCCGAAGAAGAAAUCAGUCAGAUGAAAAAGGUUAUGCCCGAAAUGACGCUGGCCACUCUUAAAGAAAGUGAAUGCGAGUUAGGAACUCCAACAACACAAUAUUUGAGUAGUUAUCAAAAGGAGUAUCUUGACUUUAAUGCGUCUGAAAUGAAAAGCGUUGCAUCAGGCGAACAUGCUAUUGCACAAGCAGGCGAAAAUGAGACUCCCCUUGAUCUUAGUUUUGAUAAGUCCUCACAGCUAAGUAAUAUACAAUCGGAGGCAAUUUCAGAACUCUUAAAUAGCGUUGAACGUUCCGACAGCAUUGAUGGCCUUCAGUUACCACCAUUUUCAAAAUUUUUUAAAAACACAGCAAAUACUUUGAAGAAUACUAAUGGGUUUUUAGCGCAGUCAACACCAAAACAAAAACAUGUAAAUCAUAUGCCAGAAAGAGGAAGCCCAUUACGGCCGUGUGGAAGACUAAAUAUGAAUGAAAACUGUACAUCCGUAUCUACACAAAUCAGUUCUGCAAAUGUUACACACUCAAAUGAAAAUAAUGACUUCAAAAAUUCUAUUCAACUCAAACUAAUGAAGCGAUUAUCACUGGCGAAGGAAAAGGAAAAUAAAUCAAAGAAAAGGAAAACUGAAGUUGAUAUUGCCAAAACUGAUACCACAGCAAGCAAUUCCGGCAAAAAAAUGGGAUUAGAAAUAUUGAGCGUUGAUACCAUUGCGCCAGCAGAACAAACUUUGAAUACUGAAAAUAUACUCUGUAACGGUAAUGCAUCAAUUGCCGAAGCCCAAACACAAAUAAAAGAAGUCAAUAAUUUCGAGCCUGUUUUUGUAAGGCAAGAUGUAAACGAUAUAUGUAAAAUGGAUACAUAUAUGAGCAUGCCCCACGCUGCCGCCGAUAGCACAAGCGGACCACCUACGACGUCUAUAAAUGUUAUUGACUAUACGCCAGAAGAUACGCUAAAUCAGUUGAAAUUAGAAGCAAUUGCCGAUGAAAAUAAAUUAUUAGAUUCACUAAUGCAAAAUAGUUUUAAUAUUACGGCUCCAUUGAACGUUGAUAUACAAAAGUCACUGCUGGUCGAGGAAAACAGUUUGUUAGAUGAAAGCAUGCUCUCUAACGGUUUUGACGAAGAAAAGUUAAACUCUCUGCUGCUUCAGUCGAUUGGAUUAAAAAUCAUUACUCAUCCCAACGCGGAAGACGGAUUGAAAUUGGAACACUUGGAAGCAAUGCGUGCAAAGGCAAGUAUGUUUGCAAAAAUAUACGCUGACUUUAAGUACCUCUGGAAAUUUGGUAAAGGAAUUAAAAGCUAUGAAAAAUUGGAACUGGAUUUCAGUAGAUUAAUGCAUCGCUUAAACGAGUACUAUAGACUGGGGCUAUCGAUUACGCAGACGAAGCGCAUUGUUAAUCUGGUUUCUAUGUGGUACAUGGACACCUAUCACAAGUGGUUUAUUGAGAAGAAAUCUACAUUAAAUGUGAUCUAUCAUUUGAAUCUCUUCAGCUUCCUGCCAAAGACUGCACGGCGCAUUAUCUACUGUGAAGAGUGUCCACGAUAUUUUCUUUCCCAACGUAAAUACUUUUCUCAUCGACAAAAACAUAUUCGCAUGCAAUCCUCUUGCCCCUACUGCCAAACAAUCUUUACCGAUCGCACAACACAGCUAAUACAUACCAAAGUGUGCACCAUAUUCAAAUGCGUAGAAUGUGGCUGUAAAUUUGAAAAUGCUGCCAGUUUGGAGUAUCAUCUGCGCAACAAGCAUUUGCUGCAAUGCGAGACAUGCGGCCAAUUGUGCGCUAAUGCGGUAGAUUUAGACUGGCAUGAACAUCAGUAUCCGAUAAUUUGUGGCUUAUGCAACCGAUUCUUCGACUCAGUGGCAGAAUUACAAAAACAUCGCCAAGAUUCGUUUCACUGGGACUACACCUGUCGAAUAUGUGAAAUUUUCGCGCCCACUGCAACUCAAAUGAAACAGCACCUGUCCAUUUGUAAUGGUAGAUAAGUUGCUUAAUUUCUAUAUAAGUAAGACAAUGUAAAAGUGUAUCAACACAUCCAGUAUUUUAGUUGUAAGUAGUAAAUAUGAAUUCAUUUAUUAAUUGUUACCUGCAGUGUUUCUUAAACUAAAUAAAAGCGUGCAAUGAGAAGUGCAUUAUAUGGAAAAGUGAAUAAAACAACAAA
Anastrepha ludens (Mexican fruit fly) is the source of this 3447-nucleotide messenger RNA. Its product is annotated as protein teflon. NCBI's taxonomy places the organism in Eukaryota, Metazoa, Arthropoda, Insecta, Diptera, Tephritidae. Gene Ontology annotation, biological process: regulation of transcription by RNA polymerase II. The coding region runs from base 83 to 3271 and encodes 1062 amino acids. Gene Ontology annotation, molecular function: chromatin insulator sequence binding. The transcript has 5 exons. The record is from RefSeq and is a predicted model, not a curated record. Gene Ontology annotation, cellular component: chromosome.